GAGCCUCCCCGGGCCAUGGCCGGCAACGUGAAGAAGGGCGCCGGGGCCGGGGGCAGCGGCGGCUCCGGGGGCUCGGGCUCGGGCGGCCUGAUCGGGCUCAUGAAGGACGCCUUCCAGCCGCACCACCACCACCACCACCUCAGCCCCCACCCGCCGGGAGCCGUGGACAAGAAGAUGGUGGAGAAGUGCUGGAAGCUCAUGGACAAGGUGGUGCGUUUGUGUCAGAAUCCAAAGCUGGCUCUAAAGAAUAGUCCUCCUUAUAUAUUAGACCUGCUACCAGAUACCUACCAGCAUCUUCGCACAAUCUUGUCAAGAUACGAGGGGAGAAUGGAGACACUUGGAGAAAAUGAGUAUUUCAGGGUAUUCAUGGAAAAUCUGAUGAAGAAAACUAAACAGACCAUCAGCCUUUUUAAGGAAGGGAAAGAGAGGAUGUAUGAGGAGAAUUCUCAGCCUAGGCGAAAUUUGACCAAGCUGUCCCUUAUCUUCAGCCACAUGCUGGCAGAACUAAAAGGGAUCUUUCCAAGUGGACUUUUUCAAGGAGAUACAUUCCGGAUAACCAAGGCAGAUGCUGCAGAAUUUUGGAGAAAAGCUUUUGGAGAAAAGACAAUAGUCCCUUGGAAGAGCUUUCGGCAGGCUCUUCAUGAAGUACAUCCCAUCAGCUCUGGACUAGAGGCCAUGGCCCUGAAAUCCACUAUUGAUCUGACCUGCAAUGAUUAUAUUUCAGUUUUUGAAUUUGAUAUCUUCACACGACUCUUUCAGCCUUGGUCGUCUUUGCUCAGGAAUUGGAACAGCCUUGCUGUGACUCAUCCGGGUUAUAUGGCUUUCCUGACAUAUGAUGAAGUGAAAGCCCGGCUCCAGAAAUUCAUUCACAAGCCUGGCAGCUACAUUUUCCGACUGAGCUGUACAAGGCUGGGUCAGUGGGCCAUUGGCUAUGUCACUGCUGAUGGGAAUAUCCUCCAGACAAUCCCUCACAACAAACCUCUUUUCCAAGCACUGAUCGAUGGCUUCAGGGAAGGCUUCUAUUUGUUUCCUGAUGGACGAAAUCAGAAUCCAGACCUGACUGGCUUAUGUGAACCUACUCCUCAGGACCACAUUAAAGUUACCCAGGAACAAUACGAAUUGUACUGUGAGAUGGGCUCCACCUUCCAGCUAUGUAAAAUAUGUGCUGAAAAUGAUAAAGAUGUGAAGAUUGAACCUUGUGGCCACCUCAUGUGCACAUCCUGUCUUACAGCAUGGCAGGAAUCAGAAGGUCAAGGUUGCCCUUUCUGUCGGUGUGAAAUUAAAGGUACAGAGCCUAUCGUGGUGGAUCCAUUUGAUCCCAGAGGAGGGGGUGGCCUGCUUAGGCAAGGAGCAGAGGGAGCUCCUUCACCAAAUUAUGAUGAUGAUGAUGAUGAAAGAGCUGAUGACUCCCUUUUCAUGAUGAAGGAACUGGCCUGCGCCAAGGUUGAACGGCCUCCUUCUCCAUUUUCCAUGGCCCCACAAGCUUCUCUUCCUCCAGUGCCACCACGACUAGAUCUUUUGCAACAGCGAACAUCCCUUCCCUCAGGUGCUUCUAGUCCUGGAACUGCUUCUAAGGUUACCCCUGGCUCCCUUCAUAAGGACAAACCUUUGCCAAUCCCUCCCACACUUCGAGAUCUCCCUCCACCACCUCCUCCAGACAGACCACAUUCCAUUGGGGCAGAGAGUCGGCCUCAGAGACGCCCACUACCAAGUACACCAGGCGACUGUCCGUCCAGGGACAAACUUCCCCCUUUUCCUUCUGGCCAUCCAGGAGAAUCAUGGCUUCCCCGGCCAAUACCCAAAGUACCUACUGCUACCCUAAGUCCUGGUGAUCCCUGGUCAGGCAGAGAAUUGACCAACCGGCACUCGCUUCCUUUUUCACUUCCUUCUCAGAUGGAUCCCAGAGCUGAUGGUCUUAGGCAUGGGAGCACUUUCAGCCUGGAUGCCCCAGUGAACAUGAACAAUAGUCCAUUAGCUGGGCCAGAGUGUGAGCACCCCAAAAUCAAGCCUUCCUCUUCUGCCAAUGCCAUCUAUUCUCUUGCUGCCAGACCUCUUCCUGUGCCAAAGCUGCCCCUCGGGGAGCAGUGUGGAAGUGAUGAGGAUACAGAGUAUAUGUCUCCUUCUUCUCGGCCUCUGGUACUUCCUGGUGCCAGCCUCCAAAAGAUAGAACUGAAACGACCUUUGGAGAUGACCCACGGUUUACAAGUGUUAGAUUCAGAGCAGCAGAUUGACAGCUGCACCUAUGAAGCCAUGUACAACAUUCAGUCGCAGGCAACUUCUUCUGGCCUAGAGAGCAGCAGUACAUCGGUUGAGGGAGAUCUGGCUGCAACCCUUCCCACCAAUGGCCCUGAGGAGUCAGAGAAUGAGGAUGAUGGAUAUGAUGUACCCAAGCCCCCUGUGCCUGCAGUCCUGGCCCGUCGGACUCUCUCAGACAUUUCUAAUGCCAGCUCUUCCUUUAGCUGGAUGUCUUUGGAUAGUGAUCCCACAACAGGUUUCACUGAGGGUUCCCAAGUUCCUGAAAGGCCUCCCAAACCUUUCCCUCGGAGGAUCAACUCUGAACGGAAAGCAGGAAGCUGUCAGCAGGCUGGUGCUGUUCCUUCCACCUCUCCUCAGUUAUCCAGUGAAAUUGAGAGUCUCAUGAGCCAGGGGUAUUCAUAUCAGGACAUUCAAAAAGCUUUGGUCAUUGCCCAUAACAAUAUUGAAAUGGCCAAAAACAUCCUCCGGGAAUUUGUUUCUAUUUCCUCCCCUGCUCAUGUAGCCACAUAGCACAUCACCUCCUUACCUCCAAUUUCAGUGGACCAGUGAGCUGGGCGCCAUCUUCCAGGAGCACCUGAGAGGGCAAAGGGUUUUUUUGGAGACUUCAGACUGAAGUCUUGCCCUUGUCUGGUGGAUGUCUCAUCUGUGGUUCAAGAUUUCAAAGCAGUGGAACAAAUGCAGAGCAAGCAACUAGGA
Vombatus ursinus (common wombat) is the source of this 2952-nucleotide messenger RNA. RefSeq names its product Cbl proto-oncogene (gene CBL). Gene Ontology annotation, biological process: cell surface receptor signaling pathway; negative regulation of epidermal growth factor-activated receptor activity. NCBI's taxonomy places the organism in Eukaryota, Metazoa, Chordata, Mammalia, Diprotodontia, Vombatidae. The coding region runs from base 16 to 2766 and encodes 916 amino acids. Gene Ontology annotation, cellular component: plasma membrane; membrane raft. Gene Ontology annotation, molecular function: SH3 domain binding; ubiquitin protein ligase activity; receptor tyrosine kinase binding. The record is from RefSeq and is a predicted model, not a curated record. The transcript is spliced from 16 exons.